UGUAAAUAUCAAAAUAUGGCGUCGGACGACGAAGAUAUUCCUGAAACUGGAGCCAUCUUCACCUUCGGCAAAACCAAAUUCGCGGAAAAUUUAGCGAAUAAGUUUUGGAUUCGAGAUGAUAAAAUUUUACAGGUUGCCUGUGGUGAUGAACAUUCUGCUGUUAUAACAAGCAAAGGUAGACUGUUCACAUUUGGCAGCAACAACUGGGGUCAGUUGGGACACGGCAAUAACAAACCUUACACAAGACCUACUACAGUUAAAAAAUUUAAAGGAGAUGUAGUCAAAUCAGUUGCUUGUGGUAGAAGUCAUACAUUGGUUGUAUCAGAAGCUGGAGUAUUUAGUUUUGGUGAUGGUGCUGAUGGUCAACUUGGUCACGGCGAAUGUGAGAGCUGUAAUCUUCCUACUCAAAUUCAAGAUUUCAAUGAUAAAUUAGUCACGCAGAUCUCCUGUGGAGCUGAACAUUCUGCUGCAGUAACUGAUAAUGGUGAAUUAUAUGUGUGGGGAUCUGGCAGUGAGGGACAAUUGGGGAUUGGUGUGGAUGAAUGUGAACGACCAGUGCUGUUGAAAUUUAUCAAAAUUCAAGUAGUCUCUUGUGGAUAUUACCACACAGCGUUUGUUACAGUCGAUGGUAGAUUGUUUACAUUUGGCGACAAUGAUCAUGGAAAACUCGGUUUAGAAGCUGAUCAAUGUCAUAGUACAGUAGAACCACAACAUGUAAAGACAGUAACUAAGGCAGUAGUUUGUGUUUCUUGUGGAGCAAAUCAUACCGCUGUCAUAAAUGAUUGCGGUGCUCUCUUAACAUUCGGUUCUGGAAAAUACGGUCAGUUAGGUCACGGUCCUUUCUACGAUGAUGUUGUGUUACCAAAGCAGGUUACAACGUCAAGGAGAAUUUUUACUUUCGUUACUUGUGGUGCAGAUCAUACGGCAGUGUUGACAAAAAAUGGCAAAUUGUUUACGUUUGGUGACGGGCGGCAUGGUAAACUAGCAAUGGGCGAUGAUUGUUUCUCAAAUUUGUUUGAACCAGCUCGAGUUUCGAGACUUAAAGAUUUUUAUGUCGAGCAAGCGUCUUGUGGAGGUUGUCAUAUGUUGGCUGUUGCUGUUAGGAAUAGGGAUAACGUUGGAGAUGGUCAGGAUAUUAGUAUAACACAGGAGGAUAACUAUGGUGAAGAUGUACCUGAUGGUCCUAGAUUAUCCCACACCAUCCCUGCUCAUGGAAUGUCACCUCGUGAUAAGAGAAGGAUGAAGGAAUUGGAGCACGACACGACGAAUAUAAAAAGUUCCUUACCUCCUCUUCAUCGAUCUCUUCCACCACUUGGGGCAACCAUCGGUAUUACUUCAAAGAAAAAUCAAGAUCUACUCGACAAUAAUAAUGAAAAAACAAUCACUUCACUCGAUAAGUCAACGCUGCCAGUUAUUACAAAUAAAAGAGAUCAUGAUGACAUAACGAAACAACACCGUCCAUUGCCGAGACCUAGACGACCGCCGAGAAAGAAUGGGACCGAGAGUGAUGACGAGGUUAAACAUGAUAAGCCAAUAGCGAGUGAGCUAUCACCACGGCCGAAGCCAACACCUCGUAAACGUAGAACUGUAAAGGAAGAUAAAAGAAAUGAAGAAAUGACUAGAAAUAACGAUGGCCGUAAAGGCGAUGAUGAUGAAGAAGAAUCAGUUGAUGAAAGUGAUGAUUCCCAAAGGAUAAAUGGUGAUAGAAACGAUGCCCAAAGGAUCAGUGGUGAUAGAAAUGAUGAUGAUGAUGAUAAAAGUGGUGACGAUGAACUUGCUAAGAAUGGAUUGAAAAUUGUUAAAGUAAAGGAUGAUGCAAGUGGUGUACAUGAGGAUGGAAAUAUGGUUACUGAGAUUCGAAAAGGUCUUUUGGGGAUUACUGGGGAUGAAACGGGGAUUAACAAUAAUAGAAAAGAAGGAAGUGAAUCUGAAUAUGACGAGAGUGAAGAAGACGAAAGCAAAGAUGGAUCAGGAGAACAGGAUGACAAUGACCAAGAAACGAGGCCCGUAAAAUCUAAAGAUGAAGUUAGUUAUGAAGUGAAAGAAAAAAUUGUUGAAAAAAAUGGCAAUAAUAAAAAAUUGGAUAAACAGAAUGGGGAUGUUGACGAAGAAAAUGAACAAAAUUAAAAAAUAAACAAAGAAAAAGAUCCAAAGAAAGAAGAUUUAACUAAACAAGAGAAUAUUGCCGAGGCUUCUAAGAAAGAUGAAGAUAACAAGGAAAAUAUAAACAAAGAUGACAGCAAUAACAAUGAAGAUGAUAUGAAGAAAGUCACGGAAGGUAAAAACCAGAAAGUGAACACAAAGACAAAAAAAUCUGGUGUUUGUAGCGUUUUAUAAGAUAUAUUAACGUCCCAUACAAUGGUUUCUUACCUUCGAAUCACAACAACCAUUAUUUGUUUUCUGUUGUGUUUUACUUUCACGACAUUCAUCCCCGUGGAGAAGUUGUUUGUAGAGAUGGAAAUCUUACCCAGGGUAUUUAUGUCAAGGUCAUUCAUCAUUUGUAACAUUUUUAUAACUUGUUUGUGCUUAAAACAAGACGAUGAAGAAAACAUAUCAACAAAUUCAAAUAAAUAUAAUAUUAUAUUCACGUCUCAUAUACAUCCAAGGAUUUUCAUUUCGUAAUAAUCUUUUCCUUAUGAUAAAGUAUUGCUGUGAUCUUAAAGGAAACAUUAUAUUCGAUACAAAAAUCAA
Molecule: messenger RNA, 2691 nt
Organism: Xenia sp. Carnegie-2017
Lineage: Eukaryota; Metazoa; Cnidaria; Anthozoa; Malacalcyonacea; Xeniidae
Product: X-linked retinitis pigmentosa GTPase regulator-like
Source: RefSeq, a predicted model, not a curated record